UUCUUCCUGCUCUCUCCCUGCUCACUUCCUGUUCUCUUCCUGCUCUCUACCUCCUCACUUCAUGUUCUCUGCCUCCUCACGUCCUGUUCUCUGCCUGCUCACUUCCUGUUCUCUUUGUUUUUUUUCUCUUCAUCCUCAGGCUUUUAGCAUCAUUAUUUGUUUUCAGAGGUUCUUGUGUGAUAUUUAGGCUUAUGCCUGUGAUUAAUAAUGAAGUACAAUGCAAGGCUGCAGGUGACAGUAAAGCGUGUUCUUACUGCCCAGUCGCAUGGAGAUCCAUCAUCCAGCAGCAGGUCAGCACAGCAUAACGCAAGUCCCCCUGGGGGACACCGGUCUGCACAUGCUCAGUGCGCUAAACACGCAAAACCCCUUUUAUCAUACAAGUCUGGUUAGGCCUGAUAUCCUGAUUUUAGCUUUGAUGAUAAUCUGUCCACUCAAUUUAUAUCCACCCUUUAUCUACAUAGCUCAUUUGAAGGCCUAAUCUUUCACACAAACAUCAUUCUUUUUAUAUAUAAAGCCAUUUUGGGUAAAGUCCCCUCAUAUCUGUAUAGCUUCCUCCCCUCCACCUGCACUUAUCAGUCUUGCUCCACCAGAUGGCUGCUCUACCAGGUACCCAGGGUCUGCUCGGAGACCGGUAAAACAGCCCUCUCUUAUUUUGCGCCUUGGUCAUGGAAUAAUCUUCAAAAUACUCUUCAUUUUAAUAAUCUUGUCUCUAGGGGAGUUCAGAGCCAUGAUCAAUGACUGUGUAAUUGAAGUGCACAUGCUUUUCCUCAGCUGAAUCUACUAUUGUAUGUCUACUCUGUAUAUGCCCUAUUGCUUUUAGUUUUUUUUUCAUACUCUUAUAACCGUAGUGGUGUGCGGUCUUGGCCAGAUCUCUCUUGAAAAAGAACUUAUUAAUCUCAAGGGACUUUCCUGGUUAAAUAAGGGUAAACUAAAUAGAUUUUAAAAAUAUAUAAUAAACAUAAAAUGGUACAUAAUGAUUCUCAAGGAAUGCAGAAAAGUAAAGGAUAAAACGAGAAUAAAAGAAUGUUGAACAGCAGCUCUGCACACGCCUUUUCGCUGUGGUCUUUAACCGGGCAUUCCGGUUCAGCCUGAAGUUUAGUCAUAGCGUGCAUUCUUCCCCGCCUCCUUUCGCUCGAGAGGUUUCACUGAAACUGGCUCCGCAGUCACUCCUCUGCUUUCUGAGCUUCAGCACACGUCGGAAUGUCACGGUCCAGCAUCGCGGGCGGCCGAGGCCGAGACCGGGAACGGGAACGGGACCGGGACCGGGACCGGGACCGCCGUGGCACUCUGGGAAAAACAGGGAAGUCGGCUACUUUGAACGGCGGUGGUGGUGGUGGUGGCGCUCGAGCCCCUCCCGCCGCCGCUGCUGCUGCCGCCGCCGCUGCCGCCGCCGCCGCCGCCGCCGCCCCCGCACCCGGAACCGUGCUGUGCGAUAUCUGCACGGGGACCAAGCGGCGGGCCACCAAGUCCUGCCUGGCCUGCCUGGCCUCGUACUGCGAGGGGCACCUGCAGCCGCACUACGAGUACCCGGCCCUGAUGAAGCACAAGCUGGUGGGCCCCGCCGGGCAGAUCCAGGAGAAGAUCUGCUCCAACCACGACAAGCUGCUGGAGGUGUACUGCCGCACGGACCAGCAGUGCGUCUGCGUGCUCUGCAUGAUGGAGGAGCACAAGAACCACGAGAUCGUCUCUGCCGCCACGGAAAGGACCGAGAGACAGAAGCAGCUUGGGGCCACAUUACUGAAGUCACAGCAGAGAAUCCAGGGGAGGGUGAAGAAGUGGCAGGAUCUGAAGCAAGCAGUGGCAGCCGUCAAGAACUCUGCGCAGACGGCCAUCGAGGAGAACGAGCGGAUUUUCACAGAGCUGGUGCGGUCCGUCCAGCGGUGGCACGCGGAGGUGAAGCAGCAGGUCCUGGCCCAGGAGCGGGCGGUGGUGACCCGGGCCACGUCGCUCCUGCACCAGCUGGAGCAGGAGGUGUCCGAGCUGAGGAGGAGGCACGUGGAGCUGGAGCAGCUCUCGCACUCCGACGACCACAUCCACUUCCUGCAGAGCUGGCAGAUGCUCUCCUCCCCCUCUGGGUACGAGGACAUCUCCAGCAUCAAUGUGGACCCACACUCGUCCUUCGGUCCGACGAAGAAAGCCAUCUCUGAACUGAAAGAACGGCUGGAGGAGACAUGCAAAGGAGAGCUGGCCAAUAUCUCAGCCACAGUGAAAGAGGUCAAUGUGUUGCAGGCUGACGAACCCCGGACCAGAGAGGACUUCUUACAGCAUUCCUGCGAGCUGAGACUGGACCCCAACACGGUGCAUCGCAGCUUGCGGCUGCUGGAGGGCAACACGGCGCUGGAGAUGGUGAGCGAGCCGCUGCCGUACCCGGACCACCCGGGCCGCUUCGCCAACUGGCAGCAGGCGCUGUGCCGGGAGGGGCUGUCGGGCCGGCGCUGCUACUGGGAGGUGGACUGGAAGGGCACCGAGGUCGACAUCGCCGUGUCCUACAAAGGGAUCAGCCGGAAGUCCAGCGGCAACGAGUGCAACUUCGGCUGGAACGACAAGUCGUGGAGCCUCUACUGCUCCGAGGCCAAGUGCGCCUUCGUGCACAACAACGCCAGCACCACCGUGCCCUUCCCCGGCUCCUCGCGCAUCGGCGUCUUCCUGGACUUCCGGGCCGGAAACCUGGCCUUCUACAGCGUGACCGACACCAUGACCCUGAUCCACAAGGUCCAGACCACGUUCACGGAGGCCCUCUACCCGGGAUUCGGGGUGUGGGGUUUCGGCUCCACCGUAAAAAUAUUUUAGCUGCGGGGAAACGAAAGGCAAAACGGGGGGUAUUCCAGUACAGGUGGGGCCCUUAAAAAGGUAGUGUGGUAGUAGGGCAGUAGUGUGGGCGGGGAGGGGGUCUGUUGUGUGGUAGUGGGUAGUGGGGCA
Anguilla anguilla (European eel) is the source of this 2919-nucleotide messenger RNA. RefSeq names its product finTRIM family, member 14-like (gene ftr14l). The transcript has 6 exons. The coding region runs from base 1201 to 2790 and encodes 529 amino acids. NCBI's taxonomy places the organism in Eukaryota, Metazoa, Chordata, Actinopteri, Anguilliformes, Anguillidae. Gene Ontology annotation, molecular function: protein binding; zinc ion binding. The record is from RefSeq and is a predicted model, not a curated record.